GAGCGGAGCGAAGCCUCUGGAUGACAGCUGUUCCCCCCUCACCGCUGCUGCAAACCUCGGGCAACUUCUCCUCCAAAAAGUCCUCCCCAAAAAAAACCCCCGAAAGCGCACGGGAAACCCACCAAACUCCACCGAGACACGCGUUUUCAACUCCCCCCGUAAAUGGAUGAAGUUUCGUUUGGCGUUUUUGUUUUGUUCCGCGCAGUUUUUCGGCGUCCACCAGCACCAAACUCAACCUAAACUUAAGAAGAACUAAACCAGGACUUAACCAUGCACACAUUGGGACAAAAAUAAAAAAAAAAAAACCCAAAAGGAACCCCUGUUACUUUUCUUGGACUUAAAAGCAAACCAAAAAAAAAAACAACAAAAAUGCCCGGCUUUUUCGUUUAACUUUUCCAUUAACUUUGCGACUUUUGGACGACGUUUCUGGCCGCUUGACGCGUUUUGGCACGGACGUUUCACGCGAUGGAUUGGCUCUACUUGCCGCUUUGGUGCUUUUGUCUCGUUUUGCAUCGGAUAGCGGCCGUAGAAACACAUGAAAAACUCUCUGGAAAGUUGAGUGAGUUCGGUCUCAUGGUUCCCUUCAGCACCGACUACAGAGGGCGCUAUCUCUCCCACGUGGUUUCGUCCAGCGACCCCAGCCCCGACCCGGCGUUUCACCCCAACUCCGAAGGCGCCCAGCGGAGGAGAGUACCCAGAGACCUCCACGAUUCUUCUUCCUCUUCACCUCCUUCUUCUUCUCACCUCUUCUUCAAUGUCACCGUUUUUGGCCAGGAGCUGCACCUGCGUCUCCGCGCCAACAGGAGGCUUGUGGCGCCCGGAGCGUUUGUGGAAUUUCAGGAGGAUUUUGAGGAAAAGUCCAAAGAGCGGAUUCACGGAGAUUGCGUGUUCACCGGAGACGUGAGCGACAUGCCCCGAGCCACCGUCGCCAUUAGCAACUGUGACGGGCUGGCAGGUCUGAUCCGCACCGACAGCGGAGAAUUCUUCAUCGAGCCUCUGGAGAAAGGACAGCAGGGCGUCGAGGAGAAAGGAAGAGUCCACGUGGUCUACAGGAGGUCUGCCAUCAAGAGAGAGGGAGGAGAAAGAGGAGAGGAGAGACACAACGAAGUGGCGGACUUUGGUAUUGCGGACCUGCCCCGAGCGCUGGACGUGGUGGAGCACAAACUGUCCGAGCCCGAGAGGAAGAGGAGACACGCUAAAAAAGAAGAUUACAACAUCGAGGUGCUGCUGGCCGUGGACGACUCGGUGCUCAGGUUCCACGGCAAAGAACACGUCCAGAACUACGUCCUCACACUCAUGAACAUCGUGGAUGAGAUUUACCACGACGAGUCUCUGGGAGCAAACAUCAACAUCGUGCUGGUGCGGAUGAUCAUGGUGGGCUACAGACAGUCCAUCAGCCUGAUCGAGCGUGGAAACCCGUCCCGUUCUCUGGAGCAGGUGUGCCGUUGGGCAAACACUCAGCAGAGACGUGACCCGGAGCACGCCGAGUACCACGACCACGCCAUCUUCCUCACCAGGCAAGACUUUGGUCCAGCAGGUAUGCAAGGCUACGCUCCCGUGACUGGGAUGUGCCACCCUCUGAGGAGUUGCACCCUCAACCACGAAGACGGAUUCUCCUCUGCGUUUGUAGUGGCCCACGAGACUGGACACGUGUUGGGGAUGGAGCACGAUGGUCAGGGGAACCGCUGUGCAGACGAGACGUCCAUGGGCUCCAUCAUGGCUCCUCUGGUCCAGGCCGCCUUCCACCGGUACCACUGGUCCCGCUGCAGCAAACAGGAGCUCAACAGAUACAUACAUUCCUAUGACUGCCUGUUGGACGACCCGUUUGAACACAAAUGGCCCAAGCAGCCGGAGCUUCCCGGGAUCAACUACUCGAUGGACGAGCAGUGCCGCUUCGACUUCGGGGUCGGAUACAAAAUGUGCACCGCUUUCAGGACGUAUGAUCCGUGUAAACAGUUGUGGUGCAGUCACCCGGACAACCAGUACUUCUGUAAAACCAAGAAGGGACCUCCAGUGGACGGGACCGAGUGUGCGCCGGGGAAGUGGUGCUUUAAAGGCCACUGCAUCUGGAGGAGCAGCCAGGAGCCGCAGGGGCACGACGGGAGCUGGGGCUCGUGGUCCAAGUUCGGCUCGUGCUCUCGGACGUGCGGGGGCGGCGUCCGGGCCCGCAACCGCCAGUGCAACAACCCCGCUCCGGCGUACGGGGGGAGGGACUGUCCUGGAUCGGCCUUCGAUUAUCAGAUGUGUAACACGGAGGAGUGCGCUGGGCCCUACGAGGACUUCAGAGCUCAGCAGUGCACCCAGAGGAGCAACAAGUACCACAAGAACACCAAGCACACCUGGAUGCCCUACGAGCACCCAGACGAGAGUCGUAAGUGUGAGCUGUCGUGUCUGUCCAAAGAGACGGGGGAGGUGGUCUCCAUGAACCAGGUGAUGCACGACGGGACCAGGUGCAGCUACAGCGACCCGUUCAGCGUGUGCGCCAGAGGAGAGUGUCUGCACGUCGGCUGCGAUAAGGAGGUGGGCUCGUACAAGAGUGAGGACAAGUGUGGAGUCUGCGAAGGGGAUAACUCGCACUGCAGAACUGUCAAACUCACCCUGACCAAGACGCCCAAGAAAAACGGGAUGCUGAAAAUGUUCGAUAUUCCCAUUGGAGCUCGGCACAUCGUGAUCGAGGAGAACGAGACGUCACCGCAUCUAAUCGCUGUGAAGAACCAGGUGACGGGAAACUUCAUCCUGAACGGGCAGAGAGAGGAGGGGGCCGAGCGGGUCUUUAUCGAGGGGGGGCUGCAGUGGGAGUAUUCUGUGGACGGAGAGAGAGAGACGCUGAAGACCACCGGACCCCUGCACGAAGGAAUCAUAGUCCUGGUGAAUCCUCAAGAGGAGGAAGUGAAGAUCAGUUUGACGUAUAAAUACAUCAUCCAUGAAGAUCUGCUGCCUCUGAUCACAAACAACAACGUCCUGUUAGCGGAACUGGACACGUACGAAUGGGCCCUGAAGAGCUGGUCCCAGUGCUCCAAGCCCUGUGGAGGAGGUAUCCAGUACACUAAAUACGGCUGCCGUCGUAAAAGCGACAGUCGUCUGGUUCAUCGUAACUUCUGUGAGUCGAGUAAAAAGCCCAAACCGAUCCGCAAACGCUGCAACAGUCAGGACUGCAGCCCGCCCACGUGGGUGUCGGAGUCGUGGGGUCCGUGCAGUAAAUCUUGUGGUAAACUUGGUUUCCAGACUCGUGUGGUUCAGUGUGUUCAGUCUCUCCAGAACAGCACCCAAAGGCCCGUCCACAGCAAACACUGCACCCAGGAACGCCCCGACACCCGCAGGCCCUGCAACCAGACGCUCUGCCCCGCCCAGUGGAGGACCGGGGCGUGGUCUCAGGUGAGGGGUGUGGUCUCGGGUGAGGGGUGUGGUCUCAGGUGGGGGGGUGUGGUCUCGGGUGAGGGGGCGUGCACGACAAACAAACCAGACACACUGCUCAUCUGUAAACUCAAACCCUGCGACUCUUCUGCGUCGCCGUCAGACUUUGAAUCUUUAGAAAACUCCACAGUGAAAGACGACGCUGCUCACGCCAAGUUUUUUGAAAAUCCAGUUCCAAAAACAGCAUCAAACGAGCCGUGUUUACGAGACAAAUCCAUCUUCUGUCAGAUGGAAGUCCUGGCUCAGUACUGCUCCAUCCCCGGCUACAAUAAACUCUGCUGCGAAUCCUGCAAUAAGAGAGAAACCCUGGAGUCCACCGACCUCCCGGAUCUGGUUAUAGACCCGGACUUGGACUCGGCCAGGACUACGAGACCCACCACGACGAAAACCACGACCAGAGACACAACAGCGGCUUCUACGACGAGUAAAAUGAUCAGAGAAACGUCGAGUCCAACGGCGUCUCCCACGUCCAGAGCAUCGAGGAAAGUCCGACCCACGGCCCCAGAGACGAGCACCGACUCUGGGGGAGGUUUGGUCGGAGCGGCGGCCGUCACCCAGACUCAUGGAACAAAAAAACUGUGUGAAAAAGACACUUCAAUCUUCUGCCAGAUGGACGUCCUCACGCGCUACUGCUCCAUUCCCGGAUACAACAAACUCUGCUGCCAGUCCUGCGGAAAACUGGAUCAAGAACCCGACCCGCAAAUCCUCCAGCCUUCCAGACCCCCGCAGGUCACCACCCUCAUCCCGGAAACAUCGCCCCGGACCCCCCUCCCGGACCAGGACCGGGACCGGGACCGGGACCAGGACCAGGACCAGGACCCUGUACUACCUCCACGACCAGACACAGACUGA
Boleophthalmus pectinirostris (great blue-spotted mudskipper) is the source of this 4266-nucleotide messenger RNA. RefSeq names its product A disintegrin and metalloproteinase with thrombospondin motifs 3. The record is from RefSeq and is a predicted model, not a curated record. Gene Ontology annotation, biological process: extracellular matrix organization; proteolysis. Gene Ontology annotation, cellular component: extracellular matrix. NCBI's taxonomy places the organism in Eukaryota, Metazoa, Chordata, Actinopteri, Gobiiformes, Gobiidae. Gene Ontology annotation, molecular function: metalloendopeptidase activity. The transcript is spliced from 24 exons. Bases 466 to 4266 code for a protein of 1266 amino acids.